Messenger RNA from Fusarium coffeatum, 858 nucleotides. RefSeq lists its product as uncharacterized. NCBI's taxonomy places the organism in Eukaryota, Fungi, Ascomycota, Sordariomycetes, Hypocreales, Nectriaceae. The record is from RefSeq and is a predicted model, not a curated record. Gene Ontology annotation, biological process: mycotoxin biosynthetic process. The transcript has 2 exons. Bases 1 to 858 code for a protein of 285 amino acids.
AUGACUUAUAACCAAGACCCAAAAGAAGGCCGUUCCAGCGACGAUGAGUAUAAUAACGAAGCUAGUAUUGGACUUAUUUCCGAACAACCCCGAAAGAACAAACGAAAAGAAACAUGCACAAAGACAUUCUUGGUGAUGCUUUUGAUAGCGUCGAAUGUUGUUUGGAUCGCUGCAGUAUCAGGAACUUGGUACGGGACCAAGGAUCUACUUGAGAGAUGCGAAAGUAACAGAUAUCCUGCAGACUUUGUUUCGAGAGAAGCGGUGCCGCUCAAGCUCAAGACCAUCAACUUUGAUGAUCUUCUCCAAUACAAUACCACCAGCCACAAAGUCUACCGAGAGAUGAACCCUUCGCUACCACUAUACUUUGGUCCUCCAAGUCCUGCAAUCGAUGCAGCAUGGGAGAAGCUUCUUCACUACCAAUAUCCCGCCGUCAGCGAAGAAGAAAUAGCAAUGAACCCAGCUCUAUCAUUCUCACCAAAUGACAGGCACCCAAUGACUGGUCAAUACCACGGCGCACUCGACGUAUUCCAUAAUCUUCAUUGUCUCAACAUGGUCAGGAAGCAAUUUGAUAAAGACUACUACGGAGAGAUGAACAUGAACACGAGAUACGAACGUCCGCAAAGUUCUAUUGACGCUGCUGAAAAGGACCAUCUUUAUCACUGCAUGAACCAUAUUCGACAGAGUCUUCAAUGCCGACCUGAUCUUAGUCCUGCUGCUAUGCAUGUCUUCAAGGAUACGGAUGGAUCACAAUUCAUCUUGGGGAACGCAAAGAGUCAUUCUUGCUACGACUGGCAAAAUAUAAUGGAUUGGGCUGUAGCUAGGGAAUCGACAUUGGGUUACGCUCAACCUGUUCAUUAA